This is a messenger RNA of Drosophila subobscura, 626 nucleotides long. RefSeq lists its product as uncharacterized. The coding region runs from base 31 to 423 and encodes 130 amino acids. The transcript is spliced from 2 exons. NCBI's taxonomy places the organism in Eukaryota, Metazoa, Arthropoda, Insecta, Diptera, Drosophilidae. The record is from RefSeq and is a predicted model, not a curated record.
AGUAGCCUUUGAUUUUGUCUUCCCUCUUCGAUGCUUUCACACUCCGAACAAAGAAAUCUUCGAUCUCUCAGUCAACUGAGCGUCAGUGCUCUCUGUGAAACUCACAAUCUAUUUUCAAUCGAUAAGACUAGCAACGCGCAAAGUAAGAUGGAAUUCCGCUACUCCCGAUACAAUACAGUGUCUCGAUUCUCGCGAGACUCUGUGGCGAUUGUGCAGGUGGUGUACAGCAUCAAGCGUCCAGCCACCAUCGAAGAUAUCUUUGACGCGGUCGACCUACAGUAUCAGCCCCAGCUCGAAGAUUUGAACUUUUGGAAAAAUGUCGAGGAGAAGCUCGACAUGGCCAUAGACCGUGGAUUCAUUCGGGAGGAUCACGGGUACUAUGCCGUGGUGCAUUCUCACCGCCAACAAGCCAAUGAUCAGUGACGUCUAGAGUGAGGGGUAUCCAGCUGUUCGAACCCUUGCCAGCGUUCAUUGUUGUGUUAUUUCUGUGUGACCUGCAUUUUGGUCAACGUUUUCGUGUUGCUUAUUUCAUUGUUUUGUUUUUAUGUGCGUUGCUCCAGCGCCAGGGGAAAUUUCAACAAUUUUAACGACGCCAAAAACAUUUGGCUAGCAAAAUUGUAUACAAA